AUGUCGGCCACACGAGACCAGCGAGCCGCACCGGCUCCGGCACCGACCACGUCCCAGACGCAGACGCAGACGCAGACGCAGACGGAGACGGGAACCCGACGCAUCCUACGUCUCCGCGGCGGCCGCAAUGCAAACGGGCGAUCCGUACAGUGGGCCCAGGAUGUAGUCGACAACGAGGGCCUGGGCAGGAAGAGCUCCAAGGUCUGCUGUAUAUACCACCAGCCGAAAGGCGUAGACGAAUCCAGCGACGAGUCGUCGUCGUCGUCUUCUUCUUCUUCUUCUUCUUCUUCCUCGUCGUCGGACUCCGACACCGACUCGGAGCCGGAAAGCAGCAGGGGAGACGGCAACAAGGUUCCUGCGUGCGGUGGCCACUCGCACGGUGGCCGGGGGACGAGGACGCCGGGCGGCGGGCGCAAGCAGAAGAAGAGGCCGCCGAGCCCAAAUGCGUACGAGAAGGUGCCGAAACAGAAGCCCCGCGAGGGGUCCAAGUAG
This is a messenger RNA of Metarhizium album ARSEF 1941, 492 nucleotides long. RefSeq names its product Type 1 phosphatases regulator ypi1. Lineage: Eukaryota; Fungi; Ascomycota; Sordariomycetes; Hypocreales; Clavicipitaceae. The transcript has 2 exons. The record is from RefSeq and is a predicted model, not a curated record. Gene Ontology annotation, molecular function: protein serine/threonine phosphatase inhibitor activity; protein phosphatase 1 binding. Bases 1 to 492 code for a protein of 163 amino acids. Gene Ontology annotation, cellular component: nucleus.